Molecule: messenger RNA, 1613 nt
Organism: Beta vulgaris subsp. vulgaris (sugar beet)
Lineage: Eukaryota; Viridiplantae; Streptophyta; Magnoliopsida; Caryophyllales; Amaranthaceae
Product: peroxisome biogenesis protein 16
Exons: 9
Coding region: 315-1421 (368 amino acids)
Biological process (GO): peroxisome organization
Cellular component (GO): peroxisomal membrane
Source: RefSeq, a predicted model, not a curated record
CUCAUCCUACAGCCGUGUGCACCAUCUACGCUUCUUUUUGGUUGAAAUGUGCACCAUACUAUAGGUUAAAAUUUAAUGUCGCAAAACUGAAAUAUCCAAUGGACCAAGCUGCUUGUCUCUAUCUCCUCUUGUCCGCGGUGAGAUUUACAGAUCACUAAUAUUACUUCAAGAUUUGAACUUUCUGGGUAUCCGAUAAAUCUGCACAGUAGGAAUUAGAAAACGGAUGUGGUUGACUCAGUGAGUCCGAGUUAGGGUUUCAUCUUCAAAAUUUUCGAAGUUUGUGUGGGUCAUUUGAAUGUGAGUUUUGGUAAUAGAUGGAGGCUUACAAGAACUGGAUUCGGCAAAACAAGGACUAUGUUCACUCCUUAGAGUCUCUUGCUAAUGGAUUGACAUGGCUCCUUCCUGAACGCUUUUCAGCUUCAGAAAUUGGUCCAGAAGCAGUCACAUCGAUACUGGGCAUAAUUACAGCAAUUAAUGAAUAUAUAAUCGAGACAACACCAAAUCCGACUCAAUGGCGAGUGCCCUCAUUGUCAUCGUCGUUUCCUUUUCCAUUGUGUAUAUCUGCUAUGAAGGAAGUAGAGACAUUGGUUGAAGUUGUGGCACAACAAUUGUAUGGCGAUGACCAAAAGUGGAACUUUAUCUUGAUUACAGAAGCCUCUAAGGCUUUUCUGAGGUUAGCAUUGUUUCGAGAUAAUGGUUACAAGAUGCUCUUACAUGGUGGUGAAACGCCAAACAUCAAUGAUCCCUCUUCUCCCCAUGAUAAUCUUGGAGAUGUUGUGAAACCUGGUGGAGUUCAGAGGCCGGGAUACCCCAACAAUCAUUAUGUACAAAAUCCUUGGAAUCGUGAAGGGAUUGCUCUUGCUGCAUUGAAUAGGUUUGGUGAAAAUGCUAGGAUGGUUUAUGAUCCAAGGUGGCUAAAAAGGACCCAACAACCUCAGACAUUCACAGAUAAUCCAAUUUCGGCAAUACAAAGGCCAACAAUUUCUUCAAUAUUGUCUGAGAAGGGUCUUCGUGGGGGCUUGUUUCUGAUGGGAGAAACACUUUUUAUCUUAAGGCCACUCAUUUAUGUAUUUUUUAUCAGAAAAUAUGGGCCACGUUCGUGGAUACCAUGGUUCAUUUCACUAGGAGUAGACCUGGUUGGUCUGAGCGCUACCUCACAAGCAACAAAAUCAAAGGGAGGGACAAGCGCACAGAAGGAGAUUCAUCUUUCUGUAGCUGAAAAGGAUGAGUUAAAAAGGCGGAAAGUGUUGUGGGCAUUGUAUAUUAUGAGAGAUCCAUUCUUUUGCACUUAUACCAGGCAAAGGCUUGAAAGUACGCAAAAGGCGUUAGAGCCUGUUCCUGUUAUUGGAUUACUGACAGAAAAACUAGUGGAGCUUAUUUUGGGAGCACAGACACGGUAUACUUAUAUGUCAGGGUCAUAGUGCUGUAGAUGAAGGCUGCUGCCUUUUUUUUCCUUUUACUUCUUGAUUCUAGUAGGCUUGUAUCAUUUUUUUCAUUUGCUAUGUACGAAAGUUCCUCCCCCUCUAUGUUGUUUUGUGAUUUAAAGUGACAUGACAAAUGUUCAAGUGCGUAUACUGGUAUGAUUUAGCAAUAACGAGUGCUUGUGUUUAUCA